AUGGCGCUUAAAGUUUCUCAAAAACAUAGAGAAGAAGGACGACCAAUUUAUUAUUUGGAUGAAACUUGGGUGAAUGCAGUGAAGUUCAAAGGUGGAUGUCACCCUUGCUUCUACGGCGGCGGUUCGUAUGACGACGGCGUGGAGCGUGUUGGACGGAGUAGAGACCCUAUCGGAUCAUCGAUAUAUCCGGGUGUGGGUCUCUACUUCAUUGAGGUGGGGAAUGCAAGGGCAGACACUCCAGAGUCGGGAGAGUUUCCCCCGCUGGUCGAUACGCCGACUGGACCGCCAGAUCGCGGAGGAGGUGACCAUUGUGGAAGGCUGGUGUAUGCCCGCUGGUGGUGUGGAAAAGGAGGAAAGAGCUGGCAGACUGAACCUAAGUCUACGGAGAGUAUCGAAUGCGGCAAUGCCCAAAUGGAGGACGCCGAAGGGGAAGAGGGCGGUCUACUGCUGGACGUCAGAGAUUAG
Molecule: messenger RNA, 465 nt
Organism: Pieris macdunnoughi
Lineage: Eukaryota; Metazoa; Arthropoda; Insecta; Lepidoptera; Pieridae
Source: the annotation of a GenBank genome assembly